GCAGCGUUUGCUCACUCAUUAGGCAGUAUCAACAUGGCAGCUUUCUGAGUUUUGGAGGAGGGGGACCUGGUGUAAAUAAACACAAAUUUCACGUUUAACAGACAACGACAGCGCUCGGGUGUUUGUAUUUAGGACUGCCUGGAGCCGUGCAGGGAAAAUGUCGAGUGACGGAAACAGAAAACAGUUCUGGAAAAGAAACGCAGCCAAGGUUCCUGGCAGCAUUCAACAUGUAUAUGGCGCACAACAUCCACCUUUCGACCCGCUUCUUCAUGCUAAUCUAAUUAAAGCAGGCAACAAGCCUCCUCCGGCCACGCCAGGCAAGCCCAAGAAGGCCACCACCUUCCAGGAGUUUGAGAGCAUCACAAGCGAUGCCUGGGAUGUUGGGGACGACGAUGAUGAGCUGCUGGCCAUGGCUGCACAGAACCUUAACAUCGAGGUGGUCAUGGAGACGGCCAAUAAGGUAAUUGAGAAUCACAGCAAGCAGCAGGAGAGACAGAGGCUGGACGACACAACAGAGCUGGAACAGAGGGAAGAGGACACGCAGGAGGAGGUGGCAGAAGACGAGGAGGAGGACGUGGAGGACGAGGAGGACAGGGCGGAGGAGGGAGACGUGACCAGCCCGGAGUUGUCAUUCGCCUCCCAGAGCAGCCCCUAUACUGAUGGCCGCCUGGUGAAAUCCCACAGCGAGGCUCCAAUUGGGUCACCUAAAGAGGCAGCAGGCGAGUGUGCAGCCCUCCACAGACAGCGGUCUCUGCCCCACCGGCCACCCGUCAUCCCACUAGUGGCCCGCAUGGCCGACCAGAACACAUCUGGUACCCCAGCCAUGACCGAGAGGGAAGCUUCCCGUCUGGAUAAGUUCAAACAGUUGUUGGCCGGACCCAACACAGAUCUCGAGGAGCUACGGAAACUCAGCUGGUCUGGAAUCCCACGACAGGUCCGACCAAUUACGUGGAAACUCCUUUCAGGUUACCUACCAGCUAACGCAGAGAGGAGAGAGAGCGUCCUACAGAGGAAGAGACAAGAAUAUUUUGGCUUCAUCCAGCAAUACUAUGACUCCCGCAAUGACGAACACCAUCAAGACACAUACAGACAGAUUCACAUUGACAUACCGAGAACUAAUCCUCUUAUUCCUCUUUUUCAACAAGCUUCUGUCCAAGAGAUUUUUGAGCGGAUCCUGUUUAUUUGGGCCAUCCGCCACCCAGCCAGCGGCUAUGUGCAAGGCAUCAACGACCUGGUCACGCCGUUCUUCGUGGUCUACGUCUUUGAGUACAUUGAGGAGGAAGUGGAAAACUUUGACGUGUCCAGUCUCCAGGAAGAGGCUCUGAGGAACAUUGAGGCUGACAGUUUCUGGUGCAUGAGCAAACUGCUGGACGGCAUCCAGGACAACUAUACAUUUGCCCAGCCAGGCAUCCAGAGGAAAGUCAAGGCCCUGGAGGAGCUGGUCAGCAGGAUUGAUGAGUCUGUACACCGCCACAUGCAGCAGUACGAGGUGGAGUACCUGCAGUUUGCCUUCCGCUGGAUGAACAACCUUCUGAUGAGGGAGCUGCCACUACGCUGCACGAUCAGACUGUGGGACACCUACCAGGCUGAACCAGAGGGCUUCUCCCAUUUCCACCUAUACGUGUGCGCGGCCUUCCUGGUGAGGUGGAGGAAAGAGAUUCUAGAGGAGAGGGAUUUUCAGGGGCUAAUGAUCCUCCUGCAGAACCUUCCCACAAUGCACUGGGGCAAUGAGGAAGUGAGCGUGCUGCUGGCCGAAGCCUACAGGUUGAAGUUUGCCUUUGCUGAUGCGCCCAACCACUACAAGAGAUGAUAAGCGUGUAUCUCUGCAGCUGCUCCCCUUCUCUUCCUCCUCCUCCUCCUCCUCCUCCUCCUCCUCAUACUCCUCCUUUUCCUUCCCUCACAGUCAUCUACUGAACUUACAGGCCUCUAUUCCUACAUGGAAGGACCUCCCCUUUUCUUAACCUCCCUUUCCCAAAUUGCCCAAUGGGCCUUUUCAGCUACUAAGAGAUUCGAAUCAACCAAUGACUGGGAGGAUAUGCGGUGUAGCAUUCUAACAUGUUGAUGUGGAGCCUUCUUUUAAAUUAUUUUUUUCUCUGAUCAGCUCUGAAAUGUGCACUCCUGCACAGAGCCCUCCCCUUCAUCACAGAAGACCACGACUGUGUUGGAGUUUGGUCUGCUCAAGCUGAGGCCUCAAAGUACAACCUCAGGCCUGAUGCUGGACCGCAAGCUUGUUGCUCAGCACCGCCUGAGGUCUACUCUGGCUCAGAAAAAUGCUCUUUUCUGCUUAUUGUUAUUUCCAGUACCAUGGCAAUACAUUGUUCUUUGGCCCCCCCCCCCCCGAGGCAAAAAUCUGACCUUUUUUUUUCAGUCAAAGAAAGAUGGCAAAAGGGCACUGUGCUAGAUGGUUUACAUAUCUGAGCCCCUCUCUUGGUCACAACACAACCUGAAGGAACAGGACCUCUCAUGUUCUUUCUUUUUUUCUCUCUCCUGCUUCGUGCCAGGAGGGGACGCAGGUUGUUUUCCCUCAUGAACACACCAGGAUUUUUCUGAGAAAGAGAGAGAGAGAGAGUCAGUCUCUGAAGGGAAACGUCACGUUCCUCCCUCCUCCCCACAAACCACACACACCAGCUCGAUCCCCCGCUUUAUCCAGUCCUCCCACCCACACGCCGAUAUCACAGCGUCUGAGUGUAAGACAAACACUGGUAAGAGGCUGCAGGUCAGGACAGUCACAGAUACGCAGAUCAACAUCAAAGAAGGUAAUAAGCCAUUAGGAGUAUGAAAGCUACUUAUUCCCACCCAUUAGGUUUUCCUCAGACCUGCCUGUAUAUGAAGGGCCAUGUCUUAUCUUUUAACAACUCCUCUUCUCUGAACCAAACACUACCUCAGAACACACAAAUAUUGAGAAGUGGAAAUCCACUCAUUAAGGCACAUACAGGCCUAAAAUACAUCGGCACAUCAACAGGAACUGAAUUCUCCUCAUGGAAGAUAAAUUUGUGAAAUUGUGAAAAUCAAAAUGAGCAAUUUUGGCUUAAGUUAAUUAUAAAGUUUUUUUCUUUCUCACCCAUUCCUCUCCUCCAGUCUUAUGGGCCUUAGUUUCAUGGGUGUAAAAAAUAUAUCACAUUCAACAUCCCAGUAUGUUGUCCUUUGGUUUGGUGUACGGGGAAAUAGUCUUUGAUAUUAUGAGGAGAACAGACUUCAUGGGACUUUAUCAGUUUUCAGUGAGGAGUCACUCGUUUGUUUGAUGAUUUCAACAGCAAAUGUGCAACAGUUUACAGAAUGAAUUCAGAUAAGGAGAAGUAUUUCAUUACACAUUCUCUGAACAGUAGUUCCAUCUCAAAAAUUCACCCAGAAGGCUUUUGUUGCCUGUAAAUACAUGAAAGCACUGCACAGGUUUUUUGCAGCCUCUAUCUGUAAGGAAGUCCUGCACCUUUAAAAUGUAAUUACACAUGCUUGAUCCAUAUUGGUUCUCUUAAUUGAAUCAUGUGUAACCCGCACUGGGCUGCUGCAGAAUGAACAAAACGACAUUUAUUUUACUGUCUAUUAUAACUUGAUAUCCAGCACAGAUUCAUAAUUAAUACACUGGGCACACUGAUAAUACAGAGUUUCUCUACAUGUUAUCAUAUAGAAAACACAAUGUAAUCAGGACAUAGCUGUGUGAACCAGAAUUUUCUUUUCCAUCAAGCAAAAGUAGUAGUUUUUAAAUUUUCUAAAUAUUGCAGUAGGGAUAGACCCUCUGCUGUAAAUAACACAAAAUAACAGAGCAGAAUCAUGGCUGUAAAUGUGUUGGUUACUUUAGCUUUUGGUGGGAGGAAUUUAUUUUUAAUUUGUAUUCCCAGACUUGGAAAUGCUGCUCUGAACUGAAUAUCAGAUAUGCACAUAAAUGAACAAAAACAGCAGGUGCGUUUAAACGCAACCUUAUUAUUCUUCUGCACAUGACCUUCCACUUAACACUGCUUAGUGUAGAUGUGCCAUUACAGUACCUUUGUCUUUUCUCACCGCCUUUGUUGCAUACAUUGUCCCAUUCAUUCAGAACACAUGCAGUGUCUUAUUCAAAGUCAGUGGCACCAUAUUGGUGUAAUGUUAGGAGGCGGGGGUGGUGGAUGGUGGCGGGGUAAUCAGACAUUCAUGACAUAACACAAAGCUGUUAACGUUCGGAGCUUCCUGUUGAGACUCCGCCAGGAUCCAUUAUUGUCACCCGAGUCUCACAAAGACGGUGUGCAUAGGUGUGUGAAGGGGAGAUGGAAGGAGAGAGGGGAGAGAGUUGUGUUUCUUUGGAUGUUUCAGCGCCUUUUCUGUGAGAGCUGUCAGUCUUUGAUCAUAUGUUGGGAUUUUUUUUUUUUUUUUACACAGUGUGCACCAGUUUCACAAGCCCCUCAUCUCCCAUGCUCUCUGACAAGGAAAAACUGCACUUAAUUUAAAAGUCUAUAGCCUUUUUUCCUCUCUCUCUCUCUCUUUUUGUAUGAGAUAUAUUCUUUCAAUCAGCAUUUUAAAGAUUUGUCUUUUUCCUCUCUGGUUUUAUUUUUUUAUGCUGUUUACAUGACAAGUCUAUUAAGUUGUGCCUGACUCUGGAGACACGAGCCAACAGCCUAGAUAUGUUUUUGACCUCAAAUUAACUUGGAAAGGUUUUAGAUUUCUGCAAGCAAUAGUAUGACAUUUUGAAUUUGCUGUGAAAGGACAGAAAAUAUCUUCUUCUGUUUUUGUGCACAUCUAGUUUUUGGGGUGUGUAAACCGCCAACUUACAAACAUACUCUGGGCAUUUACACCAUAUUAAUAGUCCAAACUUGACAACUGACUGUUUGCUAAACUGCCCCUGAACAGUGAUUGUCCAGUCACAGCUUAGCCUGUCAAACUAUGUUUCUCCACAUGCUGAUGUGUGCAUAGGGCACUUAGCAUUUAAAGAGUUUGGAGGGCUGUGUCUGUUUUUUCCAAAACCUGAAACACAAGAGGUAAAGUGUAAGGAAUGUAUUUAUUAUUUCUAUUGCUAAUUCUACUUCCAAGGCCAAGAAACAUAUCAUUAGACUAACGUUAGCUGCAGCAACCCUGCCAAUACUACCCAAGAUAGCAUUACAUUUGUAACACAUUGGUUUGUUCUCAUUCUAAAUGCCCUGGAGCAUUUUUACUAAGAAUCAAUGAGAAACAUUUAAAAGUUAGCAAGAGACAGUGUUCUAAAUCAGCUAGCUUAAUUAGCUAACUAGCUACAGCAAAUAAAAUCUGCCACUGACAAUUUGAUGGUUGCCAACUAGCUGUGAUCAAAGACCCAUUGUUUAAAAAUUAGAAUUUUGAAUUUAUAAAGAAGUUCAGAGUUAAAUCCACCACUGAUCAAAAAGCAUGUGCCAAGAAUGGGAAGCUUGACAGGCAUAGCAACAGUAAUUAAGGGAGGCGGGGCUUAGCGAACAGUCAGUUAUUGUCCUGUAUAUUAUCCAAAGCCCUAGUUUUUAAGACGUUAUGUUGCCUUAUUGCACACAUUAAUAUUAAACACUGUGGGAGAAUAAGUGAUGCCAGGGAUGCCCAGGGCAACAAAUAAUGUUGGAGGUUGACAGUUAUUGUACUGUCUUUGGAUGUGUGUGCGUGCAUGUGCGUGUGUGUGGGAAGGUCAUGGGCAAACACUGUAGGUUCGAGCCCCCGUCUUCUUCUUUUUAAUUCAUUAGAAGAAUUUCUCCGUUUUUGCUGUAUGCAGUCAUUUCCCUUUAACCAGAAUUAGCUGCCUAUCAGACAUGGUUUCCUAAACAAACACAUUCAGCUGCUGCCAGUGUCAGAUUAGCCCACCUGUAACCCACUGGCUCUCAGCACACACACACACGUCUCCAUGGUGAUGAAGGCCAAGGUGCUAUGUGGCUGGAGCCCUUUUUCUGUCACACAGGCAAAUUUCACACAUUCUUUGGAGCGUCUUCAGGGCGUAUCCUUAAGUAACAUUUUCAGCUGCUCUCACUUCUUUGAGUAUUUUUUUUCUUCUUGCUCUACUUGUCCAGACAUGAAAAUAUGUUUAUGAAAACCAAACAGGAAAAAAAUAAUCCUCCCAUGUGUUCUGCCUCUUGAGUACUCUGAAAAAUCUAAUAAUACUAGAGCAGUGUGGGUGACAGGAGUAGUGGCUGUUGAAUUUAAAAUGUGUACAGAGAAGAUUUUGAAACAAAAAUCUGUAAAUAGAAAGUGUAAAUAAAUCCUAUAUAUGACAAAA
This is a messenger RNA of Lates calcarifer (barramundi perch), 6175 nucleotides long. It is a transcript of the gene tbc1d22a, whose product is annotated as TBC1 domain family, member 22a. Gene Ontology annotation, molecular function: GTPase activator activity. The transcript is spliced from 14 exons. NCBI's taxonomy places the organism in Eukaryota, Metazoa, Chordata, Actinopteri, Centropomidae. The record is from RefSeq and is a predicted model, not a curated record. Bases 158 to 1810 code for a protein of 550 amino acids. Gene Ontology annotation, biological process: activation of GTPase activity.